ACACACACACACACACACACACUUCAGAUCCACGGACUGUAGGAUGCUCGCAGACUCUUCUCGAGCACUCAAACAGCAUCAUGUCGACUGUAAUGAGAAUGAGCGGCUUAGUAAACAUGUCGAGCCUCGCGGAUUUUGAGGCGCUCGCACCAGCAAUCCCCGCCACUAAAGUUGAGAUCAGUGUGUCGUGCAGAAACCUCUUGGAUAGAGACACUUUCUCAAAAUCUGAUCCAAUUUGUGUGCUGUAUACUCAAACAGUGGUAAACAGGGAGUGGAGAGAGUUUGGCCGGACAGAAGUUAUUGAUAACACCCUGAAUCCAGACUUUGUGCACAAAUUCAUCCUUGAUUAUUUCUUUGAGGAGAGACAAAAUUUACGCUUUGACCUGUAUGACCUUGACUCGAAGAGUGAAAACCUUUCCAAACAUGACUUCCUGGGCCAGAUGUACUGUACACUGGGAGAGGUGGUGGGCUCUCUGGGUAGUCGAAUGGAAAGACCGCUCAUAGGUAUUCCUGGCAAAAACUGUGGGACCAUUAUCGUGAAAGCAGAGGAGCUAGGAAAUUGCAGGGAGUCAGUACUGAUGCAGUUUUGUGGCAACAAGCUAGACAAGAAAGAUUUCUUUGGAAAGUCAGACCCUUUCCUUGUCUUCUAUCGUACCAAUGAAGAUGGAACAUUCACCAUCUGCCAUAAGACAGAGGUUGUAAAAAACACACUUGACCCUGUGUGGCAGGCCUUCAAGAUCCCUGUCAGAGCGCUGUGUAAUGGAGAUUAUGACAGAGCAAUAAAAAUCGAGGUGUAUGACUGGGACAGAGAUGGCGGUCAUGACUACAUCGGAGAGUUCAGCACCAGCUACAGGGAGCUGUCUAAAGGUCACUCUCACUUCACCGUGUGGGAGGUGCUGAACCCCAAGAAGAAGAAAAAGAAGAAAAAAUAUCUAAACUCAGGAACCGUCACCCUGCUGUCCUGCUUCAUUGAUGUUGAGGUCACGUUCCUGGACUACAUCAAAGGAGGCACGCAAAUAAAUUUCACGGUGGCGAUUGAUUUUACAGCAUCAAACGGCAACCCUUCCCAGCCUACCUCUCUGCAUUACAUGAGCCCGUAUCACCUGAACGCAUACGCGCUGGCCUUGAGAGCCGUCGGAGAGAUUAUUCAGGACUAUGACAGUGAUAAGAUGUUCCCUGCACUGGGGUUUGGUGCAAAACUGCCUCCUGACGGUCAUGUAUCUCAUGAAUUCCCCCUGAAUGGAAACCCUAAUAAUCCAUACUGUAGCGGUAUAGAUGGGAUACUAGAGGCUUAUUAUCAGAGUCUGAAGUCGGUUCGUCUCUAUGGUCCAACAUACUUCUCACCAGUCAUUAAUCAUGUAGCACGGUAUGCAUCGCUGGUAAAGGACGGCUCUGAAUAUUUUAUCCUUCUCAUCAUUUCUGAUGGCGUCAUCUCUGACAUGGCUCAGACUAAAGAGUCCAUUGUGAACGCCUCUUGUCUUCCCAUGUCAAUUAUAAUCGUUGGAGUCGGGCCGGCUGAGUUUGAUGAGAUGAUUGAACUGGACGGAGAUGAGGUCAGGAUAUCAUCCAGGGGACGCUUCGCCGAGAGAGACAUUGUUCAGUUUGUUCCUUUCCGUGACUACAUCGAUCGCAGGGGUAAUCACAUUCUCAGCAUGGCCCGCCUGGCAAAGGACGUUCUUGCGGAAAUCCCAGAUCAGUUCCUCCAGUACAUGAGGAGCAGAGGCAUCAAGCCGCAGACUGCGCCCCACUCCACGUCCUCCAAACCUCCAUCAACCUCCGUCGUACCCUCCGUCCACUCGCUUCAAACACAGAUCUGAGCGAGCGCACAAACAGCGCGUCGUCCGUUCGUGUCACUGUUGCUCUCAGGACCACACGAGGUCUUUCUGAGGAAACGGCACGCACUCAGUACAUGAGCAUAUAUCGGGGUGUCGUGUGACAGCUCUUCACCCGGUACCGUCUUUUGUGCAGAGUUUUAGAUGGACUGUUUUUAACUAUCGAGUGGCCUCUUCGUUCAAAUGUCAAAUAUGACUCCACUAUCUGCGUGUCUCACGUACAUCUUUUGUCUGGCGACCUCGAAGCAAACGUUUACAAUCGUACCAUUUUUUACAUGGAUGUUUUUGUAUCUCUAUGAAAACAUGAACUGCCAAAGCUCUGAGCACGGGAAUUUUCACUCAUUUUGUUACAUGAAGGAAAAAGCAAGAGUUUGAGAUUAUAGAAAAAGCCACUCUCGGUGAGAUGAACUGUUUCUAGAAACACAUUGGUGCGUGGCCUUGCUUUCAUUUUCUUGUGUUUGUCAGACUGUAAAGAAUUAAUGCUCAGCUUUCACAACAUAAGCACAACACAUUCAGAGAUCAAAACAAAAAGCCUUACUUUCAGUUUAAAUCAAUACUGUAGGUUACACAGAAUAAAUAUUUUCAGGUCAUACCCUACCAUUUCCAGGUUUUUGUUGACAUUCUGUGAAACGUUGUCUGGGUGAACGAACAUCAUAUGGGUUUGAAAUGGAGUAAAUAUGACAUCAUUUAUAUAUUGUUGUAUAAACGAUUUCUAUAAACACAGAACUGUAGCUGCUCUCGAUAUCUGUAUCCAAGCACAGAUGUAGCAUACUUUCAAAACGCGAACCACACAAGUGACAUGUUUUGCAUGCAGUUUUGGGGUAAACUUACAGUUUAAAUGCAGGUUUGUUAAUUGGGUCAUUCUACAUCAAAUUGCAUCUACACAUUUCUAUAGAAAACCACAUAUUACAUAGAUAUAUAAUGUAUUAAAUCAUCAAUUUCAAUACAUCUUUAACUAACUUAUAAUAGCAUUUAUUGUUUGUAAAAACAAUAUUUACAAAUAUUAAUGUUUUGAAAGUCGCUUGCAUGAAAAUAUGCAUGUCAAUUAUAAUGCAUUUUGUAGUUACAAGAAUAGAUUUGUUGUAUAAUGUUUACCAGGGGUUUACCAAUUGAAUAUAUAUAAAAAAACUUUUUUUUCACCUCAGAUGUUUCAUUUUAAGUGUUUACACUGUAAGACAAUACCGAAUAUGUUUUUAUGUUACCGUAACUUAUAAAAACAAGUUGAAAUUGUUUAACUUGUUUAUAACUUAAAAUAAUAGGUUGAAUUGACUUACAAAACCAAGUUGUUUAAACUUCAUGUUCCUUUUUUACAGUGUAGUUGUUACCAAUUGAAGUAAUUUUUAAAGAGCCAGUUAGAUGCCAAUUUUAAGCAUCCUGUCACUGUUAAUAAGUCCCGGACAACAGGUUUAAGUGCAUGCAAAGUAAAAAACAA
Paramisgurnus dabryanus is the source of this 3264-nucleotide messenger RNA. It is a transcript of the gene cpne8, whose product is annotated as copine VIII. Gene Ontology annotation, molecular function: calcium-dependent phospholipid binding. The record is from RefSeq and is a predicted model, not a curated record. Lineage: Eukaryota; Metazoa; Chordata; Actinopteri; Cypriniformes; Cobitidae. Gene Ontology annotation, cellular component: plasma membrane. Gene Ontology annotation, biological process: cellular response to calcium ion.